Aspergillus affinis is the source of this 7731-nucleotide messenger RNA. RefSeq names its product type I polyketide synthase. Gene Ontology annotation, biological process: secondary metabolite biosynthetic process; fatty acid biosynthetic process. The coding region runs from base 1 to 7731 and encodes 2576 amino acids. The transcript is spliced from 12 exons. NCBI's taxonomy places the organism in Eukaryota, Fungi, Ascomycota, Eurotiomycetes, Eurotiales, Aspergillaceae. Gene Ontology annotation, molecular function: oxidoreductase activity; phosphopantetheine binding; fatty acid synthase activity. The record is from RefSeq and is a predicted model, not a curated record.
AUGCAGACCGACGACGAUCCGAUCGCCGUGGUCGGCUUCUCGUUGAGAUUCCCUCAGGAUGCUGACACCACCGAGUCCUUCUGGGACAUGCUCAGCCAGGGCGAAAAUGCCAUGACCGACUUCCCCUCCACCAAGUUCAACAUCGACGCCUUCGAAGGUCGCAAGAAUGCCAUGAACGGCACGAUGCCGCUGCGAGGAGGCCAUUUCCUCAAUGGAGACCUGAGCCUCUUCGAUGCCCCCUUCUUCUCUAUCACCCCGGCGGAGGCUAAAGCUAUGGACCCUCAGCAGCGCAUCAUGCUGGAAACGUCAUAUCGCGCGCUAGAAAAUAGCGGCAUUCCCAUCACCAAGUGUCACGGGAGUAGGACGUCCGUGUAUACCGCCACCUUCACGGAUGACUACAAGAGCGUGCUCAUGGAUGCGCCGGAUAACCUACCCAAAUGCGCCGCGACGGGCCUGUCGGGUUCCAUGCUCGCCAAUCGCAUCAGCUGGUUCUACGACUUCAAGGGUCCGAGCAUGAAUCUGGACUCCGCGUGUUCGAGCAGUUUGAGCGCGCUGCAUAUCGCGUGUGGCGAUUUACAUAAUGGUACUUCGCAAAUGGCCCUGGUCGGUGGCUGCAACCUCGUCUUCCACCCGGACUUCAUGCUCAUCAUGUCCAACAUGGGCUUCCUAUCCAGCGACAGCCGCUGUCAGAGUUUCGACCACAAAGCCAACGGCUACGCCCGCGGCGACGGGUUCGGCGUCGUGGUGCUGAAGAAGCUCUCGGCGGCGGUCAAAGAUGGCGACACGAUUCGUGCCGUGAUCCGCGCCACGGGCCUGAACCAGGACGGCCGCACGUCUGGCGGAAUCACGCAGCCGAGUGGCGCGGCGCAGCAGGCGCUGAUCGAGGAGACGUUUGCGCGCGCGCAGCUGGACAUGCGGUCGGUGCGGUUCUUCGAGGCGCAUGGCACCGGCACGGCACUGGGAGAUCCGACGGAGGCGGGGGCGAUUGGGAGAUCGUUCCGGGAAUUCCGGUCGGAGGAGGAGCCGUUGUAUGUCGGGGCUGUGAAGUCGAAUAUUGGGCAUUUGGAAGGAGGGAGUGGAAUGGCCGGGUUGUUGAAGACGAUCCUUAUGCUAGAGAGGGGUGUGGUUUUGCCGAAUGCGGGAUUAGAGAAGGUUAAUCCGAGGAUUGAUACGAAGGAUUUAAGAAUUCGGUUCCCGACGGUCUCGAUGCCAUGGCCGAAUUCAGGCUUGAGACGUGCUUGCGUCAACUCCUUUGGAUUCGGAGGUUCCAACGCCGUGGUCGUUCUUGACGACGCGCUACAUUACCUGGAGGAGCGUGGGAUGGACGGGCUCCACCGCACGACAGACAUCGAAGACAUUGAGCAGGAACGCCCCUCUAAGAAACCGCGACUGGAAGGCCCAUCACGAUCAACGGACACGGACACUUCUCAACCGCCCCGGCUAUUGGUGUGGUCUGCGGCCGAUGAAACGACGCUCAACACGACGCUGGACUCAUUCACCAAUUUUGUCCGUCCCGGAAAGAGACAAGCAUCUUCGACGUCGCUCAUCUCCGAUAUGGCAUAUACGCUCACUGCCAAACGAACGAAUCACGCCUGGCGCUCGUACGCAGUUGCAGGGAAUAGUGAGGAUCUCGGGUCGCUGGAGAAAUGGACCGCGAAACCGACAAAAGCGACCAGCGAGCCGGGAUCGCUAGCUUUUGUCUUUACGGGUCAGGGCGCACAGUAUCCGACGAUGGGCCAUGGGCUGCUGGCAUUCCCAUUCUUCCAAUCCCGUUUGAUGGAAAUCGAGAAGAUCAUGUGUGAUCUAGGAUAUAGCUGCUCUUUGCGAGAAUUCCUCUCGAAUCCCUCGUCGCCUGUGAAUCAACCGGAACACAGUCAGACGGUGACGACUGCAAUUCAGAUUGCGAUCGUCGACUUCCUGAAGUCUGUGGACGUUGUCCCGGCGGCGGUUGUGGGCCACUCAUCUGGAGAGGUUGCGGCAGCGUACUGUGCAGGUGUCAUCAGCGACGUAACAGCACUAACGAUUGCCUUCCACCGAGGUCGUCUCGCGCAGAAACUCCCCAAACUUCACUCCGCGUCACAGGGCAUGCUUGCGGUGGCGAUGAGCGAGACAGACAUCAAACCCUUCAUCGAUAGACUGAGCGAGCAUAUCGAAACACCUCGAGUCCAGAUCGGCUGCCACAACAGUCCCCAGAGUCUCACGCUAACCGGAGAUGCCGACCAACUCUCGCUCAUCAAAGGAUGGCUCGAAGAGGGCAAGCAUUUUUGUCGAAAGCUUCGAGUCAACGUCGCAUAUCAUUCCGUUUUCAUGGAAGCCGUCAAAGAGGAAUACCGACUCGCACUGAGCCAUAUCGACAAGGACCCCGUGCAACGCGAUCUAAUCCCCAUGAUCUCCAGCGUGACAGGCACUAUCGCCCGGCCGCGCAUGCUGUGUGAUCCUGACUACUGGGUGCAGAAUCUCGUCUCCCAAGUCCGCUUCUCGCCCGCAGUGUCUCUUCUGGCCGUUCAAUCGGGCAAACCGCCGCGAAAGCAACUCACUUCGAAGAAACCGCAGACGCUGUCGGGCAUCAAUAUGCUCGUUGAGAUCGGCCCCCACUCCACCCUGCAGGGCCCGUUGAAGGAGAUUCUCACCAAGGCGCGCGCUCAGGAUCGUAUCAAUUAUACAGCGACCUUGUCCCGGCAGAAAGACGCCUCCAGGGCGAUACUGGAAGCCUUAGGACGCCUCUGGGGCUUCGGACAUCCGGUCAAUCUACUCAAGGCCAAUUGUAUUGACAGCGCAGUACCGAGGCCUGUGCGGACAGAUCUCCCGGAAUAUCCGUUCAACCACUCUAGGAGUUACUGGUUUGAAGAUCGACUGAGUUCUGCGUUCCGAUUCCGAAAGCAUGCUCCCCACGAGCUGCUGGGUACAUUGACGCUCGAUUCGAAUACGCAGGAUGCGCGCUGGCGUAACAUCAUUGAUCUCGAGAAACUUCCGUGGUUGGAGGAUCAUCAGAUCAGCGGUGACAUUCUCCUCCCUGGUGCAGCGAUGCUCUCCAUGGCGAUCGAAGCCGUCCGGCAAUUUUCAAGCGGUAGCGACAUCACUAUCACAGGCUUCGACAUCCGCGACAUCCACUUCCUCAACGCCCUCCAAGUCCCACCCACUAGUCCAGGACUCGAAACCCAAGUAUCCCUGACCAAGCAAGAAACCAGCAGGCCCGAUGUCCAACCCUGGUACAAAUUCCGCAUCCUCACCUACACGUCCGAAUGGCUGGAACACUGCAAUGGCUCCAUCCGAGCGCAAGUAGCACCACAGGAAAUCAACCCAGCCCGAUACAACGCCGAGCUCCUAUCCAUCAUCAACAGCUGCACCGAAGACGCCCAGAUCACCCGCGUCUACAACUCCAUUCGCGACAACGGCGUCAACUACGGUCCCAUCUUCCAGACCCUGAGCGACGUGCAGAUCGACAAGAAUGGCGCCGCCGUGGCGCACGUUCGCCCGUUCUCCAAUGACGCACGGGUUAUCGAGUCAGCGAACGUCGAUCUCAAACCGUAUGUGAUGCAUCCAUCGGUUCUGGAUGGAUUAUUCCAACUGGUCUUCCCGGCUCUGAAUGAAGGAGGCGCGCGCGAUAUCCCAGCUAUGGUGCCCUCGUAUGUCCGGAAGCUGUUCAUCUCCGCGGACGCCUCCUCGUCUGGACAAAGUGCGCCACUGCAAGCGAGUACUCGAUCCGCACUUCACGGUUUCCGCGGGACCGUAUCAAACGUCGUCGCGAUGUCGGAAGCCGGCGAUAAAGUGCUGUCGUAUAUGGAGGGGUAUCGGACGACGUUCGUCUCGCAGACUGAGAGCCUUGAGUCGUCCGACGACAAGGACAGACAUCUGCUGAGCUAUUUGAAAUGGCAGCCCGAUGUCACGCUGAUGGAUAACGAGCAACUUGCGCAGUUCUGCGCACAAGCAACGCCAAAGCCGGAGACUGUUCUUUCCGGGUUUGAUAGCCGUCUCGCGCUCCUCAUGCGGUCUUACGUGCACGAAAUUCAAGAGGCCCUUCACCCGUCCUGGCCGGAUGGUAUUCCCAAGCAACUUGCUGGAUACAUCGCAGAAGACACUAAUGGGAAGGACGGCGAGAACGCAAUCAUGCGCCCGAAGACGAACGGCAUCCACGAUCCCAGCACCCGCGUAGCCCUGGAAGAGGAAAUCAGAGCCGCCAACAAGACCGGAGAGUUCUACGUUUCGCGAGGACAGCAGCUUUUGACCUUCCUUCAGCAAGGCCCGACGUUCUCGCCCCCCGAGAUCCAGGAGUCCCAGGAUGACAUCAUUCAGGGGUAUCUGAACGAACGACUGGCAAGCGAGCAUCUCGGAAAGCCAUUGGAGGCGUACUUGUCUGCUCUAGCGCACAAGAACCCGCUCAUGAAGAUCCUGGACAUCGGCGGCGGCUGGCAGGAUACUGCCCCCUGCGCAGAGAUUCUCUCCAAAUCUGGCCAGGCCCUGUGGGCUCAGUAUGACUACACGGAACGAGGCCCAGAAGAUCUGAAGAGGGCGGAGGAACGGCUCUCGAGCUUGUCUGACAGUGUCCAAUUCCAGACCCUCGAUAUCGAGAACGAUCCUGUCGAUCAGGGAUUUGGCGAGGGCUCUUAUGAUAUCGUCGUUGCGACUUCAGUUCUGCACUCGUCGCCCCAUCUCAGUAACGCACUCAAAAAUAUCCGAAGACUUCUCAAACCAGGCGGUCAUCUCAUCCUCUUCGGCGUCAUCGCAUCCCCUCAAUUGAGAACCGUUCUCGCAACGACCCUGCUCUCAACAUGGGGCCGAGCCCCUAAUUCCGGUCGUCCCCGGGGCGGGUCCUACACCAAGGAGAGUCUACAUCGACACUUGACAGAAAGCGCCUACAACGGUCUCGACUUCAUUAUCCCCGGCUCUUCUGAAUACUCCGAUACGAGCUUCGUCAUUGCGUCGGCGAACGACCCAGCACCGCGUCCUAAAGAAGAGCUUCCUUCGCGACUAGCCAUUCUCACAGACGGAACCACCUCCUCGCAACAGGCCUUCGCUGCGCAAUUGAAGACUCACAUUGAGACGACAGCGAAAGAAGUGCAAGUCGACGUCUAUCCGUUUUCCGAGUUCGUGACCACUGCCGCCGCGCACGACCGGUUCUGCAUCUCGCUUCUCGAAUACGAGCAACCGUUCUUCCAGGAUAUUGGGUCCGAGGAUUUUGAUCGGUUGAAGACCGCGCUGUCAAUCACGGACGCGAUUCUUUGGGUGACCAGGGACGGAAAACAAUCUGAUAGUCCGCAGUUUCAUCUCGUGGAUGGGUUCUCGCGCUCGUUGCGCUCGGAGAACGGCACGCUGAAGUUCGUGCGACUAGCCCUAGACGGCGGGCUGGGCAAGAAACUCGAUGAUGGACUGGGGUCGGUGAUGACGAUUCUUCGGCAGGCGAAUAGCUCGGCGCUGGAUGAGAUGGAGUUUGAGUAUGAGGAGAGAGACGGGUUCCUGCAAAUCCCUCGUGUGGUGCAGGCGCCGGACAUGAAUAAGAUCCACGAGGCGAAGAUCACGCCGUUCCAGGAACAGGAGGUCCAGGUGGGUGAUAUGCCUCUAACGGCGGUGAUGAAGACGCCAGGGAUUAUCAACAGCAUUGGGUAUGAAGAAACUCAGGAUUCCGAUGCCGAUGGAUCUUUGGAGUGGGAUGAGAUUCUGAUCGAGGUCCAAGCUGUUGGCGUCACCGCUGAAGACUACAAUAUCGCCUUGGGUCAGAAUACCGAGGAGGCUAUCUUCUCGGAGUGCGCUGGAAUCGUCAGGCAGGUUGGGUCGGACAGCGGGUUCACCGUCGGGGACAAUGUCUUUGCCAGAGUCCCCGGUGCUUGUACUACGGGGCUGAAAUGCAAGGCAUCCUGUGCUGCGCGUCUGCCGGCGGGAUCCGUGUCGUUCCUUGAGGCUGCAGCCCUUCCCACGGCCGGUGUGACCGCAUUGCAUGCGUUGACCGGCGUGACUAAUCUUUCCGGCGGCGAGACCGUCCUCGUGCAUCACGCCGCCAGCGCUGUCGGACAAAUCGCGGUGCAGAUCGCCCAGCACCUCGGAGUAAGGAUCAUUGCCACGGUCGACACGGAGGAAGAAUCCACGCUAUUGCGAGAAACCUACCAGAUCAACGCCGACUGUGUACUGUCUAGACAUGACCCCGAGCUCCCCCAGCAGAUUGCAGCUCUGACUUCGCGCGGCGUUGACGUUGCACUCAACUUCGAGCAAGGUGAUGACCUCGAUCACUGUAUUGAGGCCCUCGCGCCUUUUGGUCGACUCGUCAAUGUCGGACUGGCGCGCAAUAUGCCAUCCGACCAUUUGGUGGAAGAGAUGGCCACGAAAUGCAUCACCAAUUCAAUAUUCACUGUUUCGAGUUUGCAGCACCUUCGACCGUCGUUGGUCCAGAAACACCUCGAGACCCUUGCGUCAUUAAUCUCUAGUGGAACCAUCAAAGCCGUAGCUCCCUUGUUGGCUUUCCCUGCAGCUCAGCUCGGCCAGGCCCUGCAACACUUCCAGAAGGGACAUAACAUGGGCAAGGUCGUCGUUGAUCUGCGUCCGAAGCAGUCUGUGAUUGCUCGUGUCCGCAACCGCCCAUCCUACACCUUCGACACCAACGCAACCUACGUGAUCGCAGGAGGCUUCGGCGGCCUUGGCCGCAACGUCUGCCGCUGGAUGGUCAGCAGAGGCGCGAGGAACCUGAUGAUUCUUUCGCGCUCCGGCGUUCGGACUCAGUCGUCUAAGCAACUCAUUGCGGAGCUGACGGCCUCGGGCGCCUCUAUCCAAGCCCCAGCCUGCGACAUCACGCAAGCCGAAGAUCUCCAGCGAGUUCUGGCGGAGUACGGUGCAAACAUGCCGCCUAUUCGGGGCUGUAUUCAAUGCACCAUGGUGUUACGGGACGCCAUCUUCACCAACAUGACCCACUCGGACUUCAUCACCGGCACGCACCCGAAAACCCACGGCUCCUGGAACCUCCACUCCCAGCUCCCCUCAGGCAUGGACUUCUUCGUUCUCUUCUCUUCCGUCGGCGGCAUCCUCGGCGCCACCAGCCAAGCGAACUACUGCGCCGGCAACACGUACAAAGACGCCCUGGCGCGCUACCGCACGCGACUCGGCGAAAAGGCCAUCUCCAUCGACCUUGGCAUGAUGGUCUCCGAAGGCGUAGUCGCCGAGACAGACGGCAUGCUGGACUCGCUGCGCCGACUCGGCUACUUCAAGGACGUCAACCCGACAGACCUCCUCGCUCUUCUGGAUCACUACUGCGACCCGAUUCGACCGGUACCAUCCUCGGAGUCACAUGAAGCGCAGAUCGUCGUGGGUAUCGAGAACCCAGCCGGCAUGGCACACAAGGGCCUCGAAGUCCCACAUUGGAUGUCACGGCCGUUUUUCAAACACUUCCAACUCAUUCAAGCCGCGGGACAGUCGUCACCAGACGGCAGCGGGAAGAACUCGCAGCAGCAACCUGAUGCGCAGAGCAUCUUACAACAAACUGCCUCGGUCGAGGAAGCCGGCGCACAUAUUGCAGAAUGGCUCGUCAAGAAACUUUCGCAGAUCCUAGGCAUCCCUGUGGCGGAGAUUAGUCUGCAGAAACCCAUCCACGUGAAUGGGAUUAAUUCGUUGGUGGCGGUGGAGUUGCGCAAUUGGUUCGAGAAGCGGAUGGGGGCGGAUAUUGCGGUGUUUGAGAUCUUGGGGAGUAUGGCGAUUACGCAGUUGGGGUUGUAUGCGGCGGAGAAGAGCAGGUUUCGACAGGGGAGUUAG